Molecule: messenger RNA, 2236 nt
Organism: Limanda limanda (common dab)
Lineage: Eukaryota; Metazoa; Chordata; Actinopteri; Pleuronectiformes; Pleuronectidae
Gene: poldip3
Product: polymerase (DNA-directed), delta interacting protein 3
Exons: 10
Coding region: 7-1452 (481 amino acids)
Biological process (GO): mRNA export from nucleus
Cellular component (GO): nucleus
Molecular function (GO): mRNA binding
Source: RefSeq, a predicted model, not a curated record
GAGAAAAUGGCAGACGUCUCCCUGGAUGAGGUGAUACGACGGCGCGGAAUUAACACGAAGGCCCCGGCGAAACGGCCCACGAUUGCAUGGGGCACGGGAGGCGCUGGCAAAAGUUUUGAUGCCCGGCAAAAGAUUGGAGUUGAUGUCAGACAGCGGCUUGGAGGUGGAGGAGGAGGAGCAGCAGCAGGUUUUCAAGUGAAAGAUGCCAGAGAAAAGCUGGUUCAGAAAGAUGCCCGCUUCAAAAUCCGUGGCCGAGGAGGACCAGGCGGCGGAGGAGGAGGCGGAGGAGGAGGAGGGGUGCAGGACGCACGUCAAAUGAUCAACUCACGCAAACAAGGGCAGUUUACGGUUCCUGCACAGGCCAUGCCAAAGACAGGAGUAACACACCAGCUACAUAGCCAGACACUUGUGCAGCAGGUACAGAUGCACCCCAACAACAAUCCGGGUGGAAUGAACUCACGGCAGUAUGGUGCCAAUGUACAAGUGCUGAGGGGCAGUGCACCCCCACAGCUGAGCACUAAUAAGAGAAUGAUGGAUGCUCGUGAUAGGCUGAGCCUCAAGAGGAGUAUUGGCGGAUCUAUGGCAGAUGCCAUGCCGCCCCUAAAGAUAACAAAGACCAUCCAGCAACGGCCGUUAGGGAUGUCAAGUGGCAUUCGUCCAGGCACACAGCCUGUUUCAAACGAUCUGAAUUCCAACUCCAGUAAACAAAUGAAGCUUACUUCUGCAAGUAUGCUACAAUCCCGGUCUGGAACACUUGGCUCCAUAUUCUCCAUGUCAUCACCAAUCACCAAGGUGGUUCAAAACGACUCCUAUACAGCCCCACGCCCUCCGGCCCCUGUGGCUCCCACCCGGUCCAACAGCAGCAUGGCUCCCCCCCGAUCCUCCGCUGCAGCCUUACAGCCGAUCUCCAGGAGCCUGCAGCAAAGCCCAGCGCAGGCCAGCCCAACUGCCCCUGCUCCCGCUCAGCCCACUUUCAGUCCUUUGGAGGGGACAAAAAUAACCGUGAACAAUCUGCAUCCCCGGGUCACUGAGGAAGACAUAGUUGAACUGUUCUGUGUGUGUGGUGCCUUGAAGCGAGCACGGCUGGUGAAGGUGGGCGUGGCUGAAGUGGUGUUUGUCCGCAAAGAGGACGCUGUCAGCGCUUACAGGAAGUACAACAACCGCUGCCUGGACGGCCAACCCAUGAAGUGUAACCUUCAUAUUCAGGGAAAUGUCAUCACGUCUGAUCAGCCCAUUCUAUUGAGGCUCAGUGACACCCCAGGCAGCAGCACAAAGAAAGACGGUCUGCCUCCCUCCUUGUCUCGUCCCGCUGGUCAGCGCGCCUCCUCCCAUCCCACUCCAGAGGUCGACCCACAGACCAUCCUAAAAGCUCUGUUCAAGUCCACUGCACAGUCCAGCACCACCGCUGAGCCCCCCAACUCACAGGCCACCGCCUUCCGCAUCAAGAUAUAGCUCCUGUUUAGUGAAUAUUGCUGCUUUCUCAGUGUUUAGAAAGGAACUGUGGUUGUCACCUUGACCGCGGCCAUCAUUCUCAUAGCAAAAAGAUUUGUACACAUUUGAUAUACAUGGAAACUCCGGAACAUGGAAUUCAUGGAUGUCGACUUCCCGUUUUGUGGUUUCCAAACUUCACCCGUUUGUUUCUUAGAUGGACCAGUGGAAAGAAACGUGAUGUGGUUUGUUGUUUUAAUCCCAUGAGGUGGUGGAUGCCAAAUUACACUGUGUUUAGGGUUGCUCUUCUUUUUUGACAAUUCAAUGUCGCCUAAUCUAAACAUGAUGCGUUUUCUUUUUAAUUCUGUAGUUUAACUCUAAUCAAACCAAACAUCCCAACAAAGAAGAAAAAGGUAGAUAUAUUGGUCAUAUGUUCAAUUAUAUUGUCUGCAUGUAUUUCAAAGUGUGUGUGUGGGAAGAAAGGAACGAUCGACCAAGACUAAUUUAAACAACAGAUGAUGUCUUACCAUCCGAAAUAUUGCUUGUGCUAGAGAAUCAUGAAGGACUGGAACUACGAUCCCAUCAUUUCUGUGAACCAUCUCAUUUUUGUGAUAUCGAGAUUCUUGUGUGUUCUGUCGAUAGUUUUACUCGGCUGUCUCGUGUUCCAAUCGGCUUAUGUUUAGUUAUUUCUUUGUAUGCGUUACACUUGAUUUAUCUUCAAGGACUGUAUAUUACUUUGAGACGCUUGUCAGUCGAGAGGAACAUAGAGUGAAACGUGAAAUGUCACCAUUAAAAAUUUAGCUUUGUA